Glycine soja is the source of this 2366-nucleotide messenger RNA. Its product is annotated as guanine nucleotide-binding protein alpha-2 subunit-like. The transcript has 14 exons. The record is from RefSeq and is a predicted model, not a curated record. Gene Ontology annotation, molecular function: G-protein beta/gamma-subunit complex binding; guanyl nucleotide binding; G protein-coupled receptor binding. The coding region runs from base 671 to 1867 and encodes 398 amino acids. Gene Ontology annotation, cellular component: heterotrimeric G-protein complex. Lineage: Eukaryota; Viridiplantae; Streptophyta; Magnoliopsida; Fabales; Fabaceae. Gene Ontology annotation, biological process: adenylate cyclase-modulating G protein-coupled receptor signaling pathway.
CCAAAAGAAAAGUGUUAGUAAUUGCUCUGGCCUCGCUUUCUGUGUCUCUGUCUUUGACCGAAGCCAAAGAAGAGGAAGAAACCUUAGCAGCUUUCGGCGCUCUUUUUCUUUAAUCUCUAAUCUAUUUUCCUUUUCCCUUCUUCCCUUCCAAUUUUUCCCAUAUCAUAUUCAAUUCUGUGUCUCUAUGACACACUAGUACUUGUUGUUUUGUGUACCCAUUAUUACCCACACACCCCAAAUACAAAUUAUAUUCUAAUCCAUUAUUUUAUAUUACUAUUACCUUAAACUAAACAAAAAUAAGUUAUUGUUGUUGUUGUUAUGUUUUUAUAUACUGGAGUGAUGUAUCUCCCUGGUUUCUACUCUCUAUGCAAUGAACAAAGCAACUGAAAUUGUUGCUUUUUAGCUUCAACAAUCUCUCAUCCAACGCAUCAGCCAAAUCUAGUGGCAUAUCUCAGCCUUCACUUUCACAACACUGCCAAAAAAAAAGAAGUAGAAAAAAAGAAACCCUUUACUUCUUUUUAGGGACGCAGGUCGUGUUUGUCUUGUUUUGGCUGCUGACACUAUCAUAGUUUUUUGUUAGGUGAAAUCAAGCCCACUAAUGUGUGUACGCAUUAGAGAAGGGCAUUGAAACAAAGUGUGAUUUCUGGUGGAGCUUGAUUAGUCAUCUUCUAUGCUGUCUUUUGUAACAGAAAACAUGGGCUUACUCUGUAGCAGAAAUCGCCGGUAUAAUGAUGCUGAUGCUGAAGAAAGUGCACAGACUGCAGAGAUUGAAAGAAGAAUAGAAUUAGAAACGAAGGCUGAAAAGCAUAUUCAGAAACUUCUACUACUUGGAGCUGGAGAGUCAGGGAAGUCCACAAUAUUUAAGCAGAUAAAACUUUUGUUUCAAACUGGCUUUGACGAGGCAGAACUAAAAAGCUACUUACCAGUCAUUCAUGCUAAUGUGUAUCAGACAAUAAAAUUACUGCAUGAUGGAUCAAAGGAGUUUGCCCAGAAUGAUGUUGAUUCUUCAAAGUAUGUUAUAUCCAAUGAAAAUAAGGAAAUUGGGGAAAAGUUAUCAGAAAUUGGAGGCAGGCUGGAUUACCCAUAUCUCACCAAGGAGCUUGCACAGGAAAUUGAGAAUCUGUGGAAGGAUCCUGCAAUUCAGGAGACAUAUGCCCGUGGUAGUGAGCUUCAAAUUCCAGAUUGUACUGAUUAUUUCAUGGAAAAUUUGCAAAGGCUGUCUGACACAAAUUAUGUGCCAACAAAGGAGGAUGUUUUGUAUGCAAGAGUGCGUACCUCUGGCGUUGUUGAGAUCCAGUUCAGUCUUUGCUAUUUUGACAGCCCUGUUGGGGAAAGUAAGAAAAGUGGUGAAGUCUAUAGACUCUUUGAUGUUGGCGGCCAGAGAAAUGAGAGGAGAAAAUGGAUCCAUUUGUUUGAAGGAGUUUCAGCUGUAAUAUUCUGUGCUGCAAUUAGCGAGUAUGAUCAGACACUUUUUGAGGAUGAAAACAGAAACAGAAUGACCGAGACUAAGGAACUUUUCGAGUGGAUCCUGAAGCAACCAUGUUUUGAGAAAACAUCCUUCAUGUUAUUCUUAAACAAGUUUGACAUAUUUGAGAAGAAGAUCCUGAAAGUCCCACUUAAUGUAUGCGAGUGGUUCAAAGAUUACCAACCAGUUUCAACAGGGAAACAAGAAAUUGAGCAUGCUUAUGAGUUUGUGAAGAAAAAAUUUGAGGAGUCAUAUUUCCAGAGCACUGCUCCUGAUCGUGUUGAUCGCGUCUUUAAGAUCUACCGGACCACUGCCCUUGAUCAGAAGGUUGUGAAGAAGACUUUCAAGCUUGUUGAUGAGACUUUGAGGCGGAGAAAUCUAUUUGAGGCUGGCUUGUUAUGAGCAGUGAUGAACCAUAUAUGUUAUAAAAAGGGAUAACAAUAUUUUUACAUUGAAGAGGUGACCAGAUUUUGGGUAUACUAGGGAGUCAGGUAUACUAAAUAUUAAAUCGAUUUGUUGAAUAUUAUUUCAAGUUAAUCUUGUGGAGAAAGAAAAGCCUUUUCUUGGAGUUGAUCUCCACAUCCAUCUUCAAAGGGCAAAUUUAUUACUACUAGUCUAUUACUACUCAAGUUUCAAGAUUUGAUAUCAUGAUUUGUGAUCAUGCUUUAAUAGAUUGAAAAUCACUAAUCAUAUGAUAUAUUUCAUAUUUCAUACUAUUAGUGAUUAUAUUUUGCCUCCUAGUGGUCUUGUGUUGAUGUGCAUGCAUCAUGCAUAUGCAUGCACACGUGUAAAUAAUUUGGAGAUGUGCCAAGUGUCAUGUGCUGGCUUUGUCGACUUCUGAAUUCAGACCUUAUAAUUUGCUUUUAAUACUCGUUUCGAAUAUUGGUCGGCAUUGGUACUA